Molecule: messenger RNA, 504 nt
Organism: Acanthoscelides obtectus
Lineage: Eukaryota; Metazoa; Arthropoda; Insecta; Coleoptera; Chrysomelidae
Source: the annotation of a GenBank genome assembly
AUGAGCGCCAGCUCGGAAGAGAUCAGCCAAAAUCUUCUUUCAUCGCAAGUCAAUACAAUUAACUGCAGCAGUAAAGUUUCAGCAAUAGGUUUUGAAGACGACAACGGAACGUCAAUGGAAAAAUACCUAAAGGGUAAAGAGUGCCAGUAUAUAGAAAUCCAGGAGCUUCUGGAGGAAUUUAAAGAUAUUUUUGCCGAAAAAGGAAAACCUUUAAAAGCAACGUCCCAAGUCAAGCAUAGGAUUGACACAGAGGAUAACCCACCAGUUUAUAAGCCAACUUAUCGCAUACCAUUAAAAUUACAGCAAGUAGUAAGAAAACAAGUCGACGAGUUACAUGGCGCCCUAUUCCUCCUACUACCUACCCAUGAUUACAAGAGAGAAGAGGAUCAAGACCUCGAGGUAGACGCAUUACCGGCGGAAGAAGAACAGGCAACAGACUCCAGCGGAACUAUCAAGAAGACAUGUCAGGAGUCAAGGGCCAUUACCAGAAUUACCUUGGGUUGA